Knipowitschia caucasica is the source of this 2157-nucleotide messenger RNA. The record is from the annotation of a GenBank genome assembly. Lineage: Eukaryota; Metazoa; Chordata; Actinopteri; Gobiiformes; Gobiidae.
AUGCAUGUUCUGGGUGAAGUUUGCAACCGUGCCUGCUCUUACCCUGCUCUACCUGCUCUUACCCUGCUCUACCUGCUCUACCCUGCUCUACCCUGCUCUACCUGCUCUUACCCUGCUCUACCUGCUCUUACCCUGCUCUUACCCUGCUCUACCUGCUCUUACCCUGCUCUACCUGCUCUACCCUGCUCUACCUGCUCUACCUGCUCUUACCCUGCUCUACCUGCUCUUACCCUGCUCUACCCUGCUCUACCUGCUCUACCCUGCUCUACCUGCUCUUACCCUGCUCUUACCCUGCUCUACCUGCUCUUACCCUGCUCUUACCCUGCUCUACCUGCUCUACCUGCUCUUACCCUGCUCUAUUACCUGCCUGCUCUUACCCUGCUCUUACCCUGCUCUACCUGCUCUUACCCUGCUCUACCUGCUCUACCCUGCUCUACCUGCUCUACCUGCUCUUACCCUGCUCUACCUGCUCUUACCCUGCUCUACCUGCUCUACCUGCUCUACCCUGCUCUACCCUGCUCUACCUGCUCUUACCCUGCUCUACCUGCUCUUACCCUGCUCUACCCUGCUCUACCUGCUCUACCUGCUCUUACCCUGCUCUACCCUGCUCUACCUGCUCUACCCUGCUCUACCUGCUCUUACCCUGCUCUUACCCUGCUCUACCUGCUCUUACCCUGCUCUUACCCUGCUCUACCUGCUCUACCUGCUCUUACCCUGCUCUACCUGCUCUUACCCUGCUCUACCUGCUCUUACCCUGCUCUACCUGCUCUACCUGCUCUUACCCUGCUCUACCCUGCUCUUACCCUGCUCUACCUGCUCUUACCCUGCUCUACCCUGCUCUUACCCUGCUCUACCUGCUCUUACCCUCCUCUACCCAGCUCUACCCUGCUCUUACCCUGCUCUACCUGCUCUAACCUGCUCUUACCCUGCUCUACCUGCUCUACCUGCUCUUACCCUGCUCUACCUGCUCUUACCCUGCUCUACCUGCUCUACCUGCUCUUACCCUGCUCUACCUGCUCUUACCCUGCUCUACCCUGCUCUUACCCUGCUCUACCUGCUCUUACCCUGCUCUACCCUGCUCUUACCCUGCUCUACCUGCUCUACCCUGCUCUUACCCUGCUCUACCCUGCUCUUACCCUGCUCUACCUGCUCUACCCUGCUCUUACCCCUGCUCUACCCUGCUCUACCUGCUCUUACCCUGCUCUACCCUGCUCUACCUGCUCUACCCUGCUCUACCUGCUCUUACCCUGCUCUUACCCUGCUCUACCUGCUCUUACCCUGCUCUUACCCUGCUCUACCUGCUCUACCUGCUCUUACCCUGCUCUACCUGCUCUUACCCUGCUCUACCUGCUCUACCUGCUCUUACCCUGCUCUACCUGCUCUUACCCUGCUCUACCUGCUCUUACCCUGCUCUACCUGCUCUACCCUGCUCUUACCCUGCUCUACCUGCUCUACCCUGCUCUUACCCUGCUCUACCCUGCUCUUAACCUGCUCUACCUGCUCUUACCCUGCUCUACCCUGCUCUACCUGCUCUUACCCUGCUCUACCCUGCUCUACCUGCUCUACCCUGCUCUACCUGCUCUUACCCUGCUCUUACCCUGCUCUACCUGCUCUUACCCUGCUCUUACCCUGCUCUACCUGCUCUACCUGCUCUUACCCUGCUCUACCUGCUCUUACCCUGCUCUACCUGCUCUUACCCUGCUCUACCUGCUCUACCUGCUCUUACCCUGCUCUACCCUGCUCUUACCCUGCUCUACCUGCUCUUACCCUGCUCUACCUGCUCUUACCCUGCUCUACCUGCUCUACCUGCUCUUACCCUGCUCUUACCCUGCUCUACCCUGCUCUACCCUGCUCUACCUGCUCUACCUGCUCUACCCUGCUCUACCCUGCUCUACCUGCUCUACCUGCUCUUACCCUUCUCUACCCUGCUCUACCCUGCUCUACCCUGCUCUACCUGCUCUUACCCUGCUCUUACCCUGCUCUACCUGCUCUUACCCUGCUCUACCCUGCUCUUACCCUGCUCUACCUGCUCUACCCUGCUCUUACCCUGCUCUACCUGCUCUUACCCUCCUCUACCCAGCUCUACCCUGCUCUUACCCUGCUCUACCUGCUCUACCCUGCUCUUACCCUGCUCUACCUGCUCUAGCCCUGCUCUAG